Messenger RNA from Debaryomyces tyrocola, 789 nucleotides. Lineage: Eukaryota; Fungi; Ascomycota; Pichiomycetes; Serinales; Debaryomycetaceae. The record is from the annotation of a GenBank genome assembly.
AUGAAGUCUUUUAUUGCUACGUUUGUAACUGCGUUAUUGGUGUUAGUUCAAUUCACCAAUGGUUUACAUUUCUAUUUGAAAACUGGUGAAACUAGAUGCUUUUAUGAAGAAUUAAGUCAGGAUACAUUAGUCGUUGGUAAAAUAGAUGCCACUGAAUUGACCAACAACGGAGAUUAUGUUAAAAACCACAAUUUGCAAUUGCAGAUUACUGUUGAAGUAAGUACUUGAUUUAUUUGGUGAAAUUCAUAUGUUAUGGUAAAUGAUGGGCAUAAAACUUGGGGAAGUGCCGAGCUAGGUGAAAAACUAAGUGAAAAACUAGAUGAAAAUAUAGCAUGAAUUACUAACAAGGUGUAGGAAACCUUUGAUAAUGACCACAAGGUUGUAGACCAAAAGUCUAAUCCAAACGGUAAAUUUACUUUCACAUCUUUGGAUUCUGGUGAGCAUAAAUUCUGCUUAACUCCAAAGUACUCGGAUGGUUCUAGUAAUAAGGCACACCGUAUUUUCUUUGACGUUGCAACAGGUUCUUCCCAUGACUACAUUGACUCCAAGUCCACCCACAGGGUUGAUGCCUUAACUUUGAAGGUCCAAAAUUUAAACAAGAAGUUGGAAGAAAUCCACUGGGAACAAGAACACAUGAGGGAAAGAGAAGCUAUAUUCAGAGACCAAUCCGAAACUACCAACUCGAGAGUUGUUAGAUGGUCUAUUAUUCAAUUGCUUGUCUUGAUUGGAACCUGUGUCUACCAAUUACGUCACUUGAAGGGUUUCUUCGUUAAACAAAAGAUUGUCUAA